Messenger RNA from Paramecium pentaurelia, 1250 nucleotides. The record is from the annotation of a GenBank genome assembly. NCBI's taxonomy places the organism in Eukaryota, Ciliophora, Oligohymenophorea, Peniculida, Parameciidae.
UUAUGCGUCUUGGUUUGAAACUGAAAAAAGAGUCAAAACCCCCUUAAGAAUAGUAAUAAGAAUAGACAACCUAAGAAUUUAAAUUUGAUUUCAUUUUCUUCAAUUCUAAUUAAUAAUAACAAUUUGACAAUCAAGAUUCAAAAUAAUUUAAGUUAAUUAUCUAAAAAAAGAAUACUAAUGAAUAAAUGAUAAUACAGAAAGACUAUGUUUAUAUUGGAGAGGCACAAAAUAAUAAAAUGCAUGGUAAUGGUAAAAUCUAUAUAAAAUAAUAUGAUGCAUAUUGCAAUAACAAUUACUUUGUAUAUGAAGGUUAAUUUCAAAAUGAUUAAAUUGAUGGAAAAGGUACAGAAUACUAUGGAAAAACAAAUAAUAAAAAAGUAGAUGGAAUAUUCUAAAAGUUGUCCUUAAUUGAAAAAUUCUAAGAAUACAAUUAAGAUGGAAGUAUAUUGAUUAAAUAACAAAAUUUGCAAUAGUCAAUAUUAUAAUAAUCCUUUAUUCAAGAAGACCGAAGUGUCAAUAAAACUUUUCGAAUCAAAUCAGGAGUUAAACAAACACCACCUUAACCCUAAUCAUAAAAAUCAUAAGUUAAAUAAAAUGAUAAAUGGACAAAGUUCGAUGUUGAAUUGAGCAAAGACCAUCUUUCAUCUCUUUUGUCAGAAAAGGCUAUAAAUGAUUCAAUCAUUGAAGCAUAUCUUAAUUACAUAAAUUAUAUAGAUUCCGAAAAGUUUUUUAAUCUAAAGUCAUUGCCUGAAAUAUAAGCAUAUAAAAGAGCUCUCAUUAUUCCUUAUUUCUUAUUCGAAUAACAAAAAUUAGAUGUACUCACUUAUUUUGCUGAAUUUUCUUAUAUUAAAGGAUAAUUUUGGUAAGUUUAUAAAUAAAUAUUUGCUAUUGUUAAUUCUAAUGGUCAUUGGAUUCUUCUAGAAUUAAUUUUUGAAGGUUAAGAUAUAAAAAUGAAAGUUUAUGAUAGUUGUUCUAAAAAAAAAGCAAUAUUUUAUGUUACUAUUUGCAAACAUGUAUGGAAUAUGAUUGAACCAAUCAUCAAAUUACAUAAUUUGACAAUCUCUUGGAAAUCUAAAGAUAUUAUUGUAGCUGAAUGUCCUUAAUUAUCUUAACCAAACGAUUCUGGUAUUUUCAUCUGUGCUUAUUUAAAAUAUUUAAUUUCUAAUAUUAGUUUAGAUUAAAUUACAUAGGAAGUAAUUAAUAAUAUAAGAAAAAUAGAAUUGUUUAAUAUUGUUAAAAAGGAAAAAUGA